AUGAGUCUGGAACCCACUCAGACGGUCUCUGGUACGCCGCCGAUUUUGCCUCAAAGAACGCACAAACACGUAUACCCAUUGCGGAUGGAGACUAUCCCAAUCUCAGAAUCUGAUUCUAAAACCACAUUUCAAACCAAUGAGCCCACCCAAGAGGAUGAGGAGGAGGCCGAGUAUUUCGACGGUAAACAAUCUGUAUCGAACCUGAGUCCCGAUUUGAAAUUCAAAAGACACAAGAAUAAACACAUUCAGGGAUUCCCCACUCUGGGCGAAAGACUGGAUAACUUGCAAGACAUCAAGAAGGCUAAAAGAGUGGAAAACUUCAAUUCGUCCGCGCCAUUGGGUGAUGACAACCGCAUUAGAGAUGGCAAUGUGAAUGCCAAUUUAAACACAACCGCGAUGCCCGCUCCUUACAUGCCUUAUUAUUAUUACUACCACCCCAUGAAUGCUCCCACUCCUGCAAUGAUGCCAUAUCCCGGAUCGCCAAUGCAUUCCAUGAUGCCCAACUCUUCAUUGCAGCCCUUCUAUUCCCAGACAACUGCUGCUGGUGGUCCCGAUAUGACUACUCCUCAAAAUUUGUCUUCGUCGCAACAAUUGCUGCCUGCACCGCAGCUGUUUCCCUACGGAUCGUUCCAUCAUCAACAACAGCAACCACACUACAUUCAACGAACAAGAGAAAGGAAGAAAUCGAUUGGAACUCAAAGGGGUAGAAGAUUAUCCAUGUUAGCGUCUCAAGGCAAUGGCGGAAGCACUAUCAUAUCUCCGCAUAAGGAUAUUCCCGAGGAAGAUUUCUACACAGUAGUUGGGAAUGUGUCUUCUUUUGGUAAAAAUCUGCAGAUACGACAGCUUUUCAAUUGGUGUUUGAUCAGAUCUUUACACAAAUUAGAGUCCAGGGCCAAAAGCCGAGAGGAGGAAGCAGAACUGGAGCGUCAGACCAAAAAAUCCAAGCUGGAAUCAACAAAGACUGAAACCGAUUACGUGGAUCCUAAACGUCUAGCUAUGGUAAUAAUAAAAGAAUUUGUCGAUGAUCUGAAAAGAGAUCAUAUCGCCAUAGAUUGGGAAGAUGAGGAAAAAUAUGAAGACGAAGACGAGGAGAAAGCCCUAGAUGAUACUGAAAACUACGAUGACACUGAACUGCGACAGUUGUUUCAAGAAAAUGACGAUGACGAUGAUGACGACGAUGAGAUGGACUACUCAGAGAUACAAAGAUCUAGGCGUAAAUUCAAUGAAAGGAGAAAGACAGUGUCCAAUGAACCAAAGAAACUACUCCCUAAUGGUAAGAACGUGGAGAAUACCAAGAACUUAAGUCUUUUAUUGAGCAAGGUGAACGCAAUAAAAAAUGAAGUAAAGGAAUGGGCGACCACUCUAGAUACCUCAAGACCAGACCUCGAAUGGCAAGAAUUAGCGUCAUUGUCAUCCCAACCGCACGACCUGGAGUCGGAUACGGAAGAGGCAAACGUUGCCUUUAAAGAUAUCGAGACAAAGUUGGAAACAAAAGUCGACGAGUUAAGGUACCAAUCGCAUAUAUUAAACUCACAUUCAUUGGCCUUGGGCGAAAUAACGAACUCCAAGUUGGAUAAAUUGAACACGGAAACGAUGAGAAAAAUCUCCAACGAAACGGACGAUGAACAUUCACAAGCUAUUAACUCUCAACAAUUAUUGAAGGGAUUGAGUGUAUCUUUCAGUAAAAAACUGGAUGUAUGA
Saccharomyces kudriavzevii IFO 1802 is the source of this 1701-nucleotide messenger RNA. RefSeq names its product MIND complex subunit DSN1 (gene DSN1). Gene Ontology annotation, biological process: mitotic sister chromatid segregation; cell division. The transcript has a single exon. The coding region runs from base 1 to 1701 and encodes 566 amino acids. The record is from RefSeq and is a predicted model, not a curated record. Gene Ontology annotation, cellular component: MIS12/MIND type complex. NCBI's taxonomy places the organism in Eukaryota, Fungi, Ascomycota, Saccharomycetes, Saccharomycetales, Saccharomycetaceae.